AUGGCUGUGACUCCAUUAGCUUCUGUAAUCUCAGCUUCUCCGGUGAGCGAUUGGUGCUCUUCCACUGCCCCCAAUGACACAGCUCCACCUGAAACCAGAAUCAACACUCCUCUGUUUCCGAUUUCUCACACAGCAGCUCCACCUGAAGUCAAUAACUCUUUCUUCAACUUCAUACUAGAACAGCUGCCUUUGAUGAACAAUAACUCUUCUCUCCUGCUACUGUAA
Molecule: messenger RNA, 225 nt
Organism: Microthlaspi erraticum
Lineage: Eukaryota; Viridiplantae; Streptophyta; Magnoliopsida; Brassicales; Brassicaceae
Source: the annotation of a GenBank genome assembly